AUGUCGAAUUUCUCGGCGGCGCUGCGACUAACGGACCUGAACGACUUUAUCGCACCAUCGCAGGCAUGCGUCGUCACCGCACUGGGGCAGCGCGUGGGUGGGGGAGAGGGUGUGGGCGCAGCGGGGGAGGUGCAGCUGCGGGGAGCGGGCGGAGGGGGAUUUGAGCAGACGAGACAAGGGCGCGAGGGCGAGGCGGUGAAGGUCACUCUGCACGACUGCCUCGCGUGCAGUGGGUGCGUGACGACGGCGGAGACGGUGAUGCUGGAGCAGCAGAGCGCGCACCACAUGCUGCACCACCUGCCACCGCCAGGCUCCCACGCGGACAGCGCAGGGCAAACAGGGCAGGGGGGUGAGGGGCGCAAGGUGGUGGUGGUGUCGCUGUCGCCGCAGUCACGGGCGGCACUGGCGGCCCACUAUAAGAUCACGCCCCUGCAGGCCUUCCGCAAGCUGACGUCGUUCCUGCAUGCACUGGGCGUGGCAGCGGUGUUUGACACGAGUGCAUCGAGGGACGUGGCGCUCAUCGAGGCCUGCCAUGAUGGCCUGGCUGCUAUGCCGCAUGCAUUGUCCGAUCACCGUGCAGCCACAGGAGCAACACCAUUAGCACCAUCUGACAUGGUACCAGCUGCAGGUUCAGCAGCAGCAACAGAAGCAGCAGCAGCAGCAGAAGCAGCAGCAGCACGAGAGAGCAGUGCGGAGGCAGCACAAGAGUCUGGCCAGUCCGCCCCUCCCAAUGCCACACCGCCGCCCAUCCCCACUGACUCGCUGCCGCACCUGCCUGUGCUCGCCUCUGCUUGCCCUGGGUGGGUGUGCUACGCGGAGAAGGCCCACGGGGAGUACAUCCUGCCGCACAUGAGCCGUGUGAAGAGUGCCCAGCAGACCAUGGGCGCGCUGCUCAAACGCUUCUAUGCCUCCCGGCUCAACACCACUCCAGAGCAGCUGUACCACGUGGCAGUGAUGCCCUGCUACGACAAGAAGCUUGAGGCCGCCAGGGACGACUUCCUGCUGCCUGGGGGGGCGCAGGCGAGUGCGCAGGACGGGGGAGAGAAUACUCGAGAUGCAGAGGGCGGUGAGGAGCGGUUGACAGAGGUGGACUGUGUGCUGACGUCAGGGGAGAUCUUCGCACUGCUGCAGGAACAAGGAGUGGACUUCAUGGCUCUGGAAGAGCAUCCUCUCGACUCCAUGUAUGCCACCAUGCCAUCCCACCAUGCCAUGCCCAUGCCAUGCCCAUGCCAUGCCCAUGCCAUGCGCAUGCCAUGCCCAUGCCAUGCCCAUGCCAUGCCCAUGCCAUGCCCAUGCCAUGCGCAUGCCAUGCCCAUGCCAUGUCCAUGCCAUGCCAUUCCAUGUCACAUGCCAUGCCACCAUGCCUCACCUGCCCCUCCUGCCCCCCUUGUCCACCCUCCAGUUCUCCAGUCCAUUGAGCUCCUUCCACUGUCCACAUACGUUCAGAAUUGCUGCCUUUCCCAACCGCCUCGUCCUCCUUCCCUCAUCCCCCAUGAUGUCUCCACACACCUCUGGCAUCCACUUGCACAAUCACCUUCGCCGUCCAUCCCUUACCCUCUCCAUUCUUCAUCCACUUUUCCCCGCCGCACCACUUCAUCCACCCUUUCUCAUGCUUCUCGCUCGUCCCCACCCCCAAGGCUCACCAACGUGGACGCCAGCGGGCAUCUCUAUGGCGUGGCGGGCGGGUCAGGCGGGUACGCGGAGGCCGUGCUGCGCUACGCAGCGCUGGAGCUGUUUGGUGUGCACGUGCCCUUGGGCCCGCUGGAGUGGCAGGCGGUGCGCAACGCGGACAUGCGCGAGUGCAGUGUGGCGGUGGACGGGCAGCCCGUGCUGCGCGUGGCAUGUGCGUACGGCUUCCGCAACAUUCAGAACGUGCUGCGCCGCGCCAAGCAGGGCCGCUGCCCAUACCACUACGUGGAGGUCAUGGCCUGCCCCGGAGGUGAGAGUGGAUGGGUGGGUAGCCGGGGGGCUGGAGGUGGGGGGGAAAGUCGCCUGUACCAGUACCACCACACCAUGUGGAGUUCAUGGCUUGCCCUGGCGGGUAGAGGAGGCCAAGGCGCAGGGGGCCUGGAGCGUCCACCGGAGCAGCGCAAGGCGCAGCCAACGAGGAGCUACCUUCAGGACCUGGAGGCUCAUUACCUGGCCCAGGUGGAAACGCGCAGCCCAUUCGCCAAUCCGCUAGCCCAGCAGAUCUACUCCCAGUUCCUGGGCUCGCCUCUCUCCCCCUCCGCACAAGCUGUGCUGCACACCUCCUUCCAUGCUCGCCCCAAAACGCUUGCUCUCUCUGCACCUACACUUGCUGCUAGCUGGUAG
Molecule: messenger RNA, 2313 nt
Organism: Closterium sp. NIES-65
Lineage: Eukaryota; Viridiplantae; Streptophyta; Zygnematophyceae; Desmidiales; Closteriaceae
Source: the annotation of a GenBank genome assembly